AUGCACCAGCCGCCUGUCGUCCUCGCGCCACUCUCCCCCAUCGCCUUCCUCACGCACAUCCUCGACACAGCUCCCACCAGCACCACCAGCACCACCACGGUGCUCAUCUGCGCCGCGCGCUCCGAUUUCCUACGCGCCGCCGUCACCGAGCUCCACGACCGCGCCCAUCCGCCGUCCGCAGCCCCCGACGUGCUCCGGGCGACGCUUGGGCGCGUCGCCGCCGCGCGCCGCAUCCGCACCUCCUUUGUCCCGAGCGUCGCCCAUCUGCGCGCCCACGUAUCCGCCUUGCCGCCGCCGGCCGUCCCGGCGCGCCUGCUCGUGUACGGCUUCUUGGACGUGCAUCGGGACGCGGGCGGGUGGUCGGCGCAGGACAUUGGUUGUUCGGCGGCGUGCCUGGUCGAGGCGGCGCGCGGGGGGCUCGUCUUGAUGCUGAGGGAGCCGACGGGCUGGGGGGCAGAGGAGGAGGAGGAGGGAAAGAAGGGGGCACAGUGGCCGGCGGCAUACGAGGAGCAGAUUCCGCUGCUGAGCACGGCAGCCGAGAGGCGCGAGGACGGCACGUGGGAUGUGCCGUGCACGACGGCGCGGGUGGUUCUGCAGCGGUGGUUCACGUUUGACGAUUCAUGA
Messenger RNA from Cordyceps militaris CM01, 624 nucleotides. RefSeq lists its product as uncharacterized. Bases 1 to 624 code for a protein of 207 amino acids. The transcript has a single exon. The record is from RefSeq and is a predicted model, not a curated record. Lineage: Eukaryota; Fungi; Ascomycota; Sordariomycetes; Hypocreales; Cordycipitaceae.